Messenger RNA from Cadophora gregata, 2229 nucleotides. RefSeq lists its product as uncharacterized. The record is from RefSeq and is a predicted model, not a curated record. The coding region runs from base 243 to 1136 and encodes 297 amino acids. The transcript has 6 exons. NCBI's taxonomy places the organism in Eukaryota, Fungi, Ascomycota, Leotiomycetes, Helotiales, Ploettnerulaceae.
UCCCACUCUCUCCCCAGCGACGCCGAGUGUACAACAGCUGUUAUUGACCGAACCUACCUACCUUACCUGGCCUUUCGAUACCUAGGUAGAUCAGAAAAGGAGGUCGCGUGGGGUACGAAUCUGCUCCCCUCCUGGUAGAUGCACUUUCACUUGUACUUGUACCCCGUACCCAGAAGUCCGCCCCUACCAGUCGAGUACAGUAUUCGCGACUUCUCAACCGAAUUUCACGAUUCCUCAACAGGAUGUCGACCUCGGAGGAAGCUUCACAUCUUUUCGCCAAUGACAAAAUAGCCACGGAGCACAAAAGGUUGAACAUCCAGCACCGCUUCGUUAAUACAUUUGGGCCACCUGAGCAGAUCCAUCCGUCGAUACCUAAAGACCAAAUCAUCCUUGUCGCAGAUAUUGCAACAGGAACAGGAGUUUGGCUACAAGAUCUCGCCACCGUCCUAUCCAAAAUUCCCCUACGUAGUGACGGAUCCAGACAGUACGUCGGCUUCGAUAUCUCCCGUGAUCUGUUCCCUUCGAGCUACGACUCGAGCUUCAGCUAUGUGCAACACAAUGCUUUAUGUCCCUUUCCAGAUGAACAUCUCGGGAAAUACGAUCUUGUGCAUGCAAGGUUUCUGAUUGCGGCAUUGAAGGAAGAUGAGAUUCGAAUUGCAUUGGAGAAUGUCUUGGAGCUUCUAGCUCCGGGUGGUUACAUUCAAUGGGACGAGUGGGAUUUUCCGGAUAUACAACUACCAUCGGCCUCCCCAGCCGUCAAGCAAACCCUGGCCGACUUCCUCGACUUUUCCACGUCAAUUGGCUUCUCUCCUGAUAUCGCCAGUGUUCUCCAUUCUGAGCUCUCGCAGGACUCCACGAUUGAUCAGUAUAUUUUGUCGAAGACGACGUGGUAUAGUUUGAAGGACGAGGGAACGAAGAAGAAUUCCAGGGAUGUGGCGAGGGAGUGGUGGAUUGGUGCCGUGAGGAGUCUUUGGCCAGUCAUGCUGGCAAUGACGCAGAGUGGGCAGGUUAGGCCGCGGAAUGAAGUUGAGGGGAUGGUGGGGGAGAAUGUGGCUAUGAUGGAAAGAUGGUUUGCCGAAGGGGGGGUACCAGUUAUCCCGCUAGUCGUUGUUUGUGGGAAGAGGAUGGAGUUCUGAGGAGAGCUGUCUGAUCAGCGACCUGCAGCAGAAUACUGUAGGUACAGCAUAUAGACGAUCACUGGUCACCAACCGUAAAGAACCUGACAAAUCUUGUGGUUGUGACGGAACUCCAUCGCGGACUGCCAAUACCAUCGAUUAAAGUCCAACCAAAUGCAAGACACAAUAUUGCAAUCCAAUUCACAUAAUUAACAUGACAACGGCCGCCUGGAUGUAAUUCACAUGAUUGACCGAUGUCAUUUUGAGCACACUACUUGAGAUGCGUAUUCUACAAGUCGUCGUUUCUUUCUCCACUUACGUUUAUUUUUGUAACCAUCUUCCCUUCCUCGAAAUAGGCUACGAUCAACUAUAAAAUUCGAGAUGACGUAUCCUAUACAAGUUUCCACCCCCGCCCCCCUCUCCCUCCCUCGUCAAAGUCGCUACUACCAUCAAGCCUCGUCUUGUGCAUUCUUCUUCAAUUCGUGCAGUCGCCAAGUCGAACAAGACAUAUCUUAAAACCCCCGCACAGGAUACAAGACGAAGCAAGAAUAAAGUUGGAAGAAAAUUUAAGAGCAAAGGAAGAGUAGUAGCAAGGUAGCAUGAAUAGUCAUGAGAAACAGCAUCCCUCGUCCAAGACUAAUCAGCAUCAGAAGCUUCGACACCAGGAACCAUAAUUUGGAUGUCGCCGACCAUUACUCGAGCCUGCAUCGCGGCACGAUUGAUGCCUUCACUCAUUAUUAGCGUAUCAGUUACGACACGCUGGGUGGCAUUGCCUAGUCCGAUGACUGCAACUCUGGCGUUUUGAGCAGAAAGUAUGCUUGCCGCAAGACUGCGAAUCACAGGCUCAACAACGGCACGAAAACCUGGAUAAUUGAUGUCUUGAGUCGUGGCGAUAAUUUCAUCCAAGGAGCUCUGAACACCUGCAAGAGCGGCCUCGAGUCGAGCGUCCUCGGUAUGGAGGGCGGCGGUAGCGUCUUCAAGGUAGUGUGUGCGGAGGAACUCUGUACCGUUAAUAGGUGGAGGAGGUGGUUGUUCAUUGUUGACACUUAAAUCGCGACAAGUGGCAGGGGAAGGAUUACGAGUAUGACGAUACAAGCUUGUCAACUUGCUCACC